CCCAUCUCAAAAAAGUGUCAUGUGUCCUACCUUCUCUCUCUCCUAACCUACUCUCUCACACCACUCACCGCAAGCUCGCUGCUAUUGGAGCUCUCAUCUCCUCGCUGCCCUGCGACGUCGGAACCUUAGGCCGCCGCUGCCAUUUCCGAUGAGACGUAAUCACAUGAUAUCCGUCCUGUUCUCUCUCAUGUUUUUCUGUGUGUGCAUAAAUCAUUCUGAUUAUGGAAGAUUCUGACCAACCUGCCAAGUCAACUGAAAACCAGCAAACUGAACAAGUUUGUAGUUUUUUCAGAAAACCGAUAAAUAAAAAGAAUAUAAGGAAGCGGACUAUUGAUGAUGAAGACAAUGAGGAGGACUCAAACAAAGAAACUUCUGUGUUGCAUGUUCAAAAGAAAACCUUAAAGCCUGACAAUAAGUUGUUCUUUUCCACUGGCUCGUCAAAAAGUUCUGUAUCUGCUGAACCAAGUGAAGAGUCAGGAAAACCAGUCUUUCAAUUUGAGUCUUCAAAAGAGAUUCAAGUUCAACACGAUAGCAAAGCAACAGCAACUCUAGAGACUGAGACUGAGUUUUCGAAAGAUGCUCGUGCCAUCCGUGAAAGAGCUCUCAAGCAAGCAUCAGAGAGUCUAAAAGGGAAAAGUGAAAGGCCUGAGGAUGAAAAAUUAUAUAAGGGGAUGAACAGUUACAAGGACUACAAGGCUGGCUUUCGUAGAGAACAAACAAUUGCUAGUGAAAAAGCUGGUGGAGCACAUGGUCCUCUGAGAGCUUCAGCGCAUAUAAGAGUUUCAGCAAGGUUUGAUUAUCAGCCUGACAUAUGUAAGGACUAUAAAGAAACUGGUUACUGUGGAUAUGGCGAUUCAUGUAAGUUUAUGCAUGAUCGAGGGGAUUACAAGUCUGGUUGGCAGUUGGAGAAGGAAUGGGAAGAAGCUGAGAAAGCAAGGAAGAUGAGAUUGGCUGCAGGUGAAGACGCAGACGAGGAGGAGGGUGCUAACUUGAAUGAUGAAGAUGACGAGGAUUCGUUACCUUUUGCAUGUUUCAUCUGUAGAAACCCCUUUGCGGAUCCUGUUGUAACCAAAUGCAAGCACUACUUCUGCGAGCAUUGUGCAUUGAAGCACCAUGCAAAGAAUAAGAAGUGUUUUGUCUGCAACCAGCCAACACUUGGCAUUUUUAAUGUUGCUCACGAGAUACGCAGGAAGAUGGCCGAGGAUAAAUAAAUAUUAGUGAUUAGCCUUAGAUGAAAUUUGUGUAAAGGGUACUCUUAUUUCUUUAAUUUUAAAGCCAUUAUUAGAUUUAGAAUCUGCUUUGAAAUGGGACGACUUUGGAAUUCUUUUUGCAGUCCCAUAAUUUUCAUGUAAACUUUAUGGAGUGGUUAAAUGACACCAAUACACUUAAUAUAAUAUAUAUUUAGCUUAAUUAAGUUUAAUAAAUUUUUAAAUUUUCAAUUGAA
Molecule: messenger RNA, 1444 nt
Organism: Vigna angularis (adzuki bean)
Lineage: Eukaryota; Viridiplantae; Streptophyta; Magnoliopsida; Fabales; Fabaceae
Product: zinc finger CCCH domain-containing protein 1
Exons: 4
Coding region: 222-1211 (329 amino acids)
Biological process (GO): snoRNA splicing
Cellular component (GO): U2-type spliceosomal complex
Molecular function (GO): metal ion binding
Source: RefSeq, a predicted model, not a curated record